UACAUUAGAUAAGUUAAUGUUGACUCAAGAACGUUGAUUUCUUUGAAGGUUUUACGAGUUAGGAAAUAGGUACAAUAUUUACAGCACAAUGUAUAAGAAUAUUUUAGCAUGCUUUUGAAAGAUCUUCUCCAUAACCACUGCCAUAUCUCUCUCUCUCUCUCUCUAAUGUCUUCCCCUACUCUCCCUCUUGUCCUGAUCACCAUAACACUUGUAAUCCUCAGCUCAACUUCAGGCACUGAGUUCAUCUUCAAUACCAACUUCAAUUCCACCAAUCUCCUCCUCUUUGGCAAUGCCACCAUCCAAUCCUCCAUUCUCGGCGUUACUGAUGAAACCUCCUUUUCCAUAGGUCGUGCUUUAUACCCUUCCAAAAUCCCCACAACAUCCACCAAAUCUUCCUCUCUCCUCUCCUUCUCAACCUCCUUCAUUUUCUCCAUUGCACAUGUCAAGAACUCCCUCCCCGGCCAUGGCUUCGCCUUUAUACUUACACCCUCUACAGGUAUAAACGGUACAAGCUCAAGUCAGCAUCUGGGUCUUUUCAACUUAACCAAUGAUGGUAAAACCGAUAAUCAUGUCUUGGCUAUCGAGUUCGAUGUGUUUAAGAACCAAGAAUUCAAUGAUAUCAAUGAUAAUCAUGUUGGUGUAGAUGUGAACUCGCUUACGUCUUUUACUUCAUAUGAAGCAGGGUUUUGGAGAGGAGAGAAUGAGAAUGAGAAGUUUGAGGUAUUGAAGCUUAAUAAUGGGGAAAACUAUCAAGUGUGGAUUGACUAUUUGGAUUCGCGUAUUAAUGUUACUAUGUCUCCUGCAGGCAUGGAAAGGCCUCGGAGGGCCUUGAUAAGUGAGUUUGUUAAUCUCUCUAGUGUUCUUUUGGAUGAAAUGUAUGCAGGGUUUUGCGCAGCAACUGGACAAUUGGUUGAAGGUCAUAAGAUAUUGGCUUGGAGCUUUAGUAAUUCAAAAUUUUCGAUUGGGGAUGCUUUGGUGACAACAAAUUUGCCUUCGUUUGUGACUCCAAAAGGGUCAGUUUUUCGAUCAAAAGGGUUUAUUGUAGGGGUUAGUGUUGGUAGUCUUUUCGUACUGGGGUGUGGGGUUUUGAUAUGUAUUAUUUUGUAUAGGAGGAAGAGGGGGGAGGAAAGGGAAGGGCUUGAAGAUUGGGAAAUGGAGUAUUGGCCACAUAGGAUUAGUUACCAAGAGAUUUAUGCAGCAACGAAGGGGUUUUCUGAGGAGAAUGUGAUUGGGCUUGGAGGGCAUGGGAAGGUUUAUAAAGGGACUUUGCAAGGAGUAGAAGUUGCAGUGAAGAGAAUCUCUCUCGAGAGUGAACAUGGGAUGAGUGAGUUUCUAGCUGAAGUUUCAAGCUUGGGGAGAUUGAAGCAUAGGAAUUUGGUGGGAUUGAGAGGUUGGUGCAAAAAUGAGAAAUGCACAUUGAUUUUGGUCUAUGAUUAUAUGGAAAAUGGAAGUUUAGAUAAGAGGAUUUUCGAGCGUGAUGAGAGUGUAAUGUUGAAUUGGCAGGAAAGGAUGCAAGUUUUGAAAGAUGUGGCUUCUGGAAUUUUGUAUUUGCAUGAGGGUUGGGAAGCUAAAGUCUUGCAUAGGGACAUUAAGGCAAGCAAUGUGUUACUUGACAAGGAUAUGAAUGCAAGGCUAGGGGAUUUUGGAUUAGCCCGAAUGCACCAUCAUGGGCAGUUGGCUAACACAACUCGAGUAGUUGGGACAGUGGGGUACAUGGCACCAGAAGUGGUUCGAACUGGUCGAGCCUCAACUCAAACUGAUGUGUUUGGUUUUGGGAUAUUGGUUCUUGAAGUGGUGUGUGGAAAAAGACCCAUUGAAGAAGGGAAGCCAGACUUGGUUGAUUGGGUAUGGAGGCUAAUGGAGAGAGGGGAAUUGCAUUUGGGUCUUGAUGAGCGGUUAAGGUCCAAUGGUGGUUUUUGCAUUGAGGAAGUUGAGAGGGUACUUCAUUUGGGUUUGUUAUGUGCAUAUCCAGACCCUCGUGCUAGGCCUACAAUGACACAAGUUGUGAAGGUAUUGGAGGGAGCAAAUGAGGGCACUGAGUCUGAAAGGGAUGUAAUGGAGGUGAAUUUGCUUGAUAGAAUUGAAACAAUUGCAAUGUGGUCUAAUUUUAAUCAGAACCUUGGUGGCAUAGGACACCCUACAUUUGAUGAAAUUUCUUGGUCUGCUACAAAAUCUAGCUCAGAUAUCCAAGUAGGUCGAUGACAAUUUUGAUGAUUUCUCAUGAUGACUCUGACAAAUUGCAAUUCAACAGUUCUGUUAAUCUCUCCAGGAACCUGGUUAUUUCAAGAGGACUGCUGUAUUGCUCUUUAAAGCUUAAUUACUAACAGUAGUUCACAUAAAUAUGCUGGUUUAAGAAUCUUGAGAUGCUUGCUGUUAUUAAGAUGAGGUUGUAUUUAAAGGAUUAAACAUAUUUUUGGAUUUAAGUUACAUAGCAAUGGACACUGUAAUAUUGAUUAUUUGA
Quercus lobata is the source of this 2461-nucleotide messenger RNA. RefSeq names its product probable L-type lectin-domain containing receptor kinase VII.2. NCBI's taxonomy places the organism in Eukaryota, Viridiplantae, Streptophyta, Magnoliopsida, Fagales, Fagaceae. The transcript has a single exon. Gene Ontology annotation, biological process: protein phosphorylation. The coding region runs from base 109 to 2202 and encodes 697 amino acids. The record is from RefSeq and is a predicted model, not a curated record. Gene Ontology annotation, molecular function: ATP binding; protein kinase activity; carbohydrate binding.